AAACGGGCAAUGACACAUUCGGUGACCUUCAAUUCGGCGUGCAUAUCUGGAGGCAAACCGAGUCUGGAAUGCUGACUGGAUUUGAGAGGCAAUGACCGUUGUGCUUUUAUAGAUCAUGAUUUCCUGAAACACCGAAUUCUUGGUUUGUCUUGUUCAUGUCCUCUGACUAGAGGCCCUUUCGUUUUUCCUCAUCAAGCCAGCAUUCAAGGCGUGCAGCUCACUUUGUCCCUGGUGUUUUAUCAGCCACUCUUGUUUGUCCUUGCAGCAAACUACCCCUGCCCCUGACCUCAACAUCAUGGCUUCGUCAACUCUGCCCGCCUUCGCACUCUUCCCUAUUGCGGCCUGGAGGGAUCAGCUUCUCUCCGAUGAAUGGGUCGCUUGCCUGAAUGCUUGGCUCGCUCUUAUCAACAGCCAUUUAUCGCUAUCUGAUCCGGAAUUCUUGAGCAUAUCGGCCAAGGACAGCUCUCUUCAAGCUUUUCUCGUCUCUCUUCUUCGGGAGACUGCUCUAGGCGGCGUUGAUAUCCUGUGGUCAUCUUCUUCGGCGAAGAGGCUGCUCAAAGACUGUCUAGCUCUGAUUACAAAAUUGCUUCAGUCUUCCUCGCCACCUCUUGAGCUUGCUCAGUGGGACUUUCUCGCUGACCUAAGUCGAGUAUACGGGAAAAGGAAGGCCGAGGCGCUUUUGGACAGUCUUUCUGCAACCUCAAAAGGGUAUCUAGACUCAUCUCUGGCUGUGCUCAAAAGGUUCUUGAUCAGAAACCUCGAUGCCGGACUUAAUGGAGGCGAUCUUAAAGGCAUCGAGGAGCGGUUGGAGAGGGUGAACGACCUGAUCCGUGCCUCCCCGGCGGUUGCCGAAUUCUUCCUUGCUGGAAGCGACUUCGUCGAUGGCCUCAUCAGCUGCUACAAGAUCACCAACCCUCCGCUGAGGAAGGCCUUAGUUGCGACAACCUACCUCAGCUUAGUCGGCCUGGCGGAGGGACAGAAGCUCUCGGCUCUGACAGACCAGCUCUAUUCCCUUAAGGCUGCUGCCGACGCGCACAAAGCAGGGCCUCUCAAUGUCAACGAUUCUCUUGUCGCCGAGCUUGUGACCUCCACACCCUUGAUUCAGCGGCUUGAACGCAAGAUCGAGGAAGCCGGCAGCGCUUCGAGUCGGACCAAGUCCGUCCUAGCUGAGCUUGGCGCAUUCAAGAAGCCCGGAGGUGGUGUGUCCAAGCCCAAGCGGCUGAUCAAGCGCAAGGUCGACAAAGGCAAGGGCCUCGCGGAGUUUGACGAAGCCCAAGCCCAGCAAGAAAUCCACGUUCACCAUAUGAGUCAGAUCUCUCAAGUUCAAGAUCUGUUCCCAGAGCUCGGCUCGGGCUUUAUCUCCAAGCUCCUGGACGAAUAUGAGGAUAACGCCGAGGAAGUCAUCGCCCACCUCCUGGACGGUUUCCUCCCUCCUCACCUACAGUCGGCCAACCGCAGCGAAGACCUCUCCCACCACGGCACCCCAACCACCGACGCGAAACCUACCAAAGCCACCCUCCCUCGGCGCAGCUCUCUCAACCCACGUCCCACACCUCCGCAACUAGCCUCAGACACCGAAGACUUCGACCUGCUCACAGCCGACGCCUCGCGCCUGCACAUCGGCAAGCGGCCCGGCGACGCGGACACCCUGCUGGCAGACCGCAGCAAAGCCCCCCAAAAAGCGGCAAUCCUCUCCGCGCUCGCCGCCUUCGACUCGGACGAUGACGAGCGCGACGACACCUACGACGCCGACGACGUCGGCGGGACGGUCGACACCCCGACGGCCGAGGAGGUGCUGCCAGAGGGGACGGAGGCCGCGCUCUUCCGCGCGUGGAAGGCCAGUCCGGGGUUGUUUGCGCGUGACAACGAGACGCGGCGCGGGAAGGAGAGGGCGAGGCUGCGAGACGAGACCGGCAUGACGGACGAGGCGGUGGAAGGGUGGGCUGUGAUGCUGGGCCGGAAUCCCGGGCUGAAGAGGAGGUUGCACGCCAGGUACGGCGAGUUUAGUGGCGAGCAGGUUGAACUGGGGAGGACGUCGUGGCGUGCGGGUGCUGAUGAAGGGGGAGACGGGGUUGAGGAGGACGGGAUAGAUGGUGCGAGCGGUGCGGGUCCUGGGCAGCCAGGCUGGGGUGGUAGGCCGGGCAGGGGGCGGGGUGGUGGAGGAAGAGGAGGGAGAGGCAGAGGCAGAGGUGGUGCCGCAACUGGCCCGCCUGCGGACUCGGAGAUUGCGCGGCGGAGGAAAGAGGCAAAUAAGGGGAGCCGGGCAAAUCAUAACCGGCGGGACCAGCGGGCGAGGAAGAUGGCCCGUGGUGGAUUUGCCGGUUGAGAUGGACAUCACGGAUUAUCAAACCACGGUUAGUUUCCGACACAUGGUUAUUCCCAGAUGCUAUCAGCCAUAAACGCCAUCU
This is a messenger RNA of Chaetomium strumarium, 2408 nucleotides long. RefSeq lists its product as uncharacterized. Lineage: Eukaryota; Fungi; Ascomycota; Sordariomycetes; Sordariales; Chaetomiaceae. Bases 296 to 2326 code for a protein of 676 amino acids. Gene Ontology annotation, molecular function: ubiquitin binding. The transcript has a single exon. The record is from RefSeq and is a predicted model, not a curated record.